AUGGCCGCCACAGCUCCUUGUGCAAAUAGUCCGCGUCUCAAUCCUCAAUUCGCAAGAACUACCGCCAACGGGCGGACAUCUGAAUUAAUGACCGGUAUUCUACAGCUCAUCUGUGCAAGUCCUUUCGCCGGAUUGGACCAUGAAGAUCCAUACACUCAUCUGACUCGAUUCUACGAGCUGGCAGGUACUACAGGUGUAGCUCAAGCAGAGGAAGAAACUUUAUUCAAAAGGUUGUUCCCACAUUCCUUGCUAUCAAAGGCUAAGGACUGGUAUCUCAAUCAACCUGAAACAGUAAUGACUGAUUGGAAUACUUUGGAAGAAAAAUUCUUGGAACGGUUUUACUCUCAAAACCGAUUCUUUGAUGCUAAAACAGCAAUUGCGGUAUUCUCUCAAGGUAGUAAUGAAUCAUUGAAUGAAGCUUGGGAAAGAUUUAAAGCCAUGAUGAGAAAGUGUAAGGGGCACGGAUUUGCGGAAGUCGAUCAGAUUCACAUGUUCCGCAACGGUCUUACACCUACUAAUAAGACACUAUUGGAUGCCACAGCUGGUGGCUUAUUAAUGUCCAAGACAACUGCUGAAGCAAUAGAGAUAAUUGAGAGAAUGGCUUUGAAUGACCGACAAAGUAAUCAUGAUCGUACUGUCAGAGAUAAGAAGUCGGGGUUGUUGGAGCUAACAAAUAGAGAUGCUCUACUUGCUCAGAACAAAUUACUAACUUCACAAGUAGAGCUUUUGACACAACAAAUGUCAAAGCUUCCACAACAAAUCAAAGAGCUGAAUGGAGUUUCGAAUUCUUAUCAAGUUCCUAAGUGUGAAUUGUGCAAGGGAGAUCAUCAAACUGGACUUUGCCCACCAAUCUUGGCAGAAGAAGUGAACUAUAUGAACAACAACCAAGGACCAAGGCAGAAUCAAUACUCAAAUCCUCCGCCGUAUCAACAGAAUUAUCCUCCGAGGAAUAACAACCAAGGUCAGAAAAAUCAGGAAGCAGCAAUUAAGAAUCUGGAAACUCAAGUAGGGCAACUGGCUAAACAUAUUGCAUCUAAUCAGUCAAAUGCGACGUUCUCAGCCAACACUCAAGAGAAUCUGAAAGAGCACUGUAAAGCAGUGGUGACUAGAACUGGUCAGAAAGGCGGUGAGGAAGAAGUUGAAAUUAAUGAUACCGAGAAAGAGGACAAUAAUCGUGCUGUGGAAGAUGAGGAAAAUGAAGUCAUAGUAAGCGACAUGAAUAAAGAGCCUGAUAAAAACGAAGAGCCGCGGUGCGUGAAUACACAGUCGCGGCGCGCCCAUAACAAAACAGCCAGCAGUGCCAUUCCCAGUCAACAUCUCCCAUAUCCACAUGCACCAUCAAAAAAGGAUCAUGCUAGGCAGUAUGCAAGGUUCAUGGAAAUUUUUAAGCAACUACAAAUCAACAUUCCAUUCUCCGAAGCCAUUGAUCAAAUGCCAAAGUAUGCGAAAUUUAUGAAGGAUAUUUUGACAAAGAAGAAGAGGCCAGAAGAAGAAGAAGUUGUUGUACUUGAUGCUCAGUGCAUUGCUAUAGUCUCUCGUCUCCCUCAAAAAGAAAGAGAUCUGUGA
Vicia villosa (hairy vetch) is the source of this 1566-nucleotide messenger RNA. RefSeq lists its product as uncharacterized. The transcript has 2 exons. The record is from RefSeq and is a predicted model, not a curated record. Lineage: Eukaryota; Viridiplantae; Streptophyta; Magnoliopsida; Fabales; Fabaceae. The coding region runs from base 1 to 1566 and encodes 521 amino acids.